Molecule: messenger RNA, 926 nt
Organism: Lathyrus oleraceus (garden pea)
Lineage: Eukaryota; Viridiplantae; Streptophyta; Magnoliopsida; Fabales; Fabaceae
Product: CASP-like protein 5B3
Exons: 3
Coding region: 283-750 (155 amino acids)
Cellular component (GO): plasma membrane
Source: RefSeq, a predicted model, not a curated record
UCCUCUGAUUCACCAUUUUCCUUUUCAGAUUCAUUUCCGAAGUUCCUUUCACUCUGUUUUUUUGGUUGUCUUGUAUCCAUAAUCACCAAAAUUCAAAUCUCAUUUUACAAUCUUCACUUUGUCUCCUUUUCCUUUCUGCGUCUAUAUUCCCUUGCCUUAUCUUUCCCUUGAUUCUUUGUCAAUUCUUCGUUCUAUUUAUUGAACUUCAUUCUGAAUUCUGAAGAUGGAAUUUCAUUUUUAGCCCUUAAGGUUUCGAGGAUCGGUGUUAUUCGGUAAAGGAAUAUGAAGGAUUUCUCAGGGACACCUGGAACUUUUCUUGGUUUGAUUCUUAGGAUGACACAGUUCAGUUUUGCUGCUGCUUCAAUUGCUUUCAUGGCUAGUGCUAAAACACCGAUUUUCUUCAAUUUCACUACAUUUUGUUCCUUGAUGACUUCAAUGGCUUUACAAAGCAUUUGGAGUUUGGCACUUGCUUUGUUGGAUGUGUAUGCUUUAGUGAGAAAGAAGAUCCUGCUUAACCCUGCAUUGAUUUGCUUCUUUGCUGUUGGAGAUGGGGUAAUAUCAAUACUAUCUCUAGCUGCAGCUUCUGCCUCAGCUGGGGUUACAGUUUUUUACUUCAAUGAUACGGGACACAACUGCCAUUUUGGAGAAGAAUGCCAAAAGUAUCAGAUUUCAGUUGCUUUUGCAAUCUUGAGCUGGAUAUCAGUUUCAAUAUCAUAUCUAAUUAUGCUUUGGCUAUUAGGUGCAACAUAGCUUGGUCGUUGGAUUAAUCUAACAAGUGGGCGUAUUAGAUCUCGACCAUUAGAGUAAUAUAAUGUCAGGAGAGGAUUAUUUAGAGAAUUCUCUCGUCCAAUAGAAAAUUCUCUUGUUGAAUAUUUUCUUUCCAAGUGUUAAUAAAAAAAGGAAAAAGGUAGAGCUUCACAUUUAAA